AGAAGCACCGGGUAGUUCAACAACCUCUGGGACCCAGUCAGGACCACCUGUUCUACCGUCUGUAGGGGGGGUUCCGUAGCAUGGCCGCAUCCAACGAUUUUGACUUGAUACGUUUGAUGGCAGUAAUGAUAGAAAACGGCAUUUCUCGUCUGGAUGUUGGAGAGAUUAAAGUUAUGGAAGACCCUGCUGUGUUGAAGUCUAAAAUGUUGUCGGCCAAUGUCGACGAGAAAUGUGCUGUAACAAAGAAAAGUGAAGCCGAGACGUCUGUGUUGAGUAACAGUUUAUGUGAUAUUCGUAUUGACCAGAUGGGGGACUUUGAAUCCUUGCUGAAAUUCGACCAACAGUCUGACGUGUGCGGCAGUAAACAAGGCGUCAAGCCAAAGGACUUGUGUACAGUGUGUUUGGAUGUUGAUUGGUGCAGCUGUAACAGGUCUUGUAUGAAUAGCCUGAAUUCAGACUUUAAUAGUGACAAUAAGAUUACAGACGACGGCUACCUCAGUGACGGCUACACCCGGUUUGGUUAUAAUAAGCUUGGCGAGAAACGCUCAGACGUUAACAUUCGUGGCUACAACACCAGGAACUACGACCGUGAAGGCUACAACAUCUACGGUUACAACAAACAUGGCUACACUCGCAACGACUACGGUGAAGACGGAUAUAAUAAAGAUGGGUUUGACUGUGAUGGAUUUAACCGGAUGGGUUUCAACUUCCAUGGACUUACACGCAAUGACUAUGACUCUGAGGGUUACGAUUCUUAUGGCCAUGACUGCUAUGGCUUCGACAAGAAUGGACGCAACUGGUAUGGCUUAAGACCCGAAGAUUACGAUGAGAACGGUCUAGAUAAAUUUGGUUACAAUUACAAUGGGUUCUAUAAAGUACCCCAACGAAAUAACACGGAAGAGGCGACUCAGUUUAGCGGAGAAAAGGUUGGAGCCCCGUCCCAGGCGGUGGCGGCGGCCAACUUGGCGUCUAGGGAGGCGGUGCUGGCGGUGACGAGGACCCUGGCCAUCAUGGCUGUCUCGCAGGCACAAGAACAUAUGAAACGUCUCCGUAACUCUGGAGUGUGACUCAAAACUUCCAGCAGGUUGUGGAAGAGCACUUGCCAGGGACUGCAGUGCACAUCCGCACUAGUGACUGACGAUGCAGGAGAGGUGACGUCUGUCGUGACGGAGACGACUGGACUCUUUCGGUGUUCCUUGACGAGGUGGUGUGGUUGGCCUCGUCAUGGGUUGCUGCCAACACGUCUUCUGCCACUUUAAACGUGACUUUACUCUGAAGAUAUUUUAUCCGCCCAGGUUAAGUCUGCCUAUAGAAUGCUAAUUACAAAAAAACGGCAAUACUUUGCUUUAAGGUUACCUUUUAUGACAAUGUGUACACCAUUAAUAUUUUCUUAAUUUUAAAGUAAUCUUGAGAGCUGAAUAGUGUAAAUAUCUACCUAUACCUAUUUUAAGCCUAAUUCUCAUUAAUUAAUGAACACAUCAGAAUUUGUAUCUUGGUAUGUUCAGCAUGUUUCUUUAGAAUGUUUAAUUAAAAAAGGUUACAUUAGCUAAGUUUUAAGGACUUUUAAAACGAAAGUUAAGGACUUUUUUUUUUUUUUUUUUGUACAAAAUAAAAACUGCUUCCCGGGUCAAGACUUGCGUUCAAAUUAAGGUUGAAAAUAUUUCAUAGACGACGCGCAAUAAGGCCUUAUUAACUCUUGAUUGUAUCUUGUCUGUAUAAACAUACUUUUAAGAAAUAAGAACAUUA
Molecule: messenger RNA, 1746 nt
Organism: Procambarus clarkii (red swamp crayfish)
Lineage: Eukaryota; Metazoa; Arthropoda; Malacostraca; Decapoda; Cambaridae
Source: RefSeq, a predicted model, not a curated record